Diprion similis is the source of this 3641-nucleotide messenger RNA. It is a transcript of the gene Psi, whose product is annotated as far upstream element-binding protein 1. Gene Ontology annotation, biological process: regulation of DNA-templated transcription. Gene Ontology annotation, molecular function: mRNA binding. Bases 247 to 2532 code for a protein of 761 amino acids. The record is from RefSeq and is a predicted model, not a curated record. The transcript has 14 exons. NCBI's taxonomy places the organism in Eukaryota, Metazoa, Arthropoda, Insecta, Hymenoptera, Diprionidae. Gene Ontology annotation, cellular component: nucleus; cytoplasm.
UGGGUCAUGAUCCGUUGCUGACGCUUGCGCGCUGUGGUGUUAAUUGUGGAUUUCAUUAGCUGCCCCAUCUAUUCCUGUGUGAAAUAAAAUAGCACGAAAGUAGCGUCGGUUUUCGUGCAGUCGCGUAUCGAGUUUACAUCCUACAACUAAAUAAAAACUACCGUAACUGAAGUUCUUCUGCCUACGCGAGACACGGCCAGGGAGAAAUAACGAGCCUUUCAUCGUCCUUCCCCUUCAUGGUUCAUCAUGAGUGAUUAUUCAGCGGUCGCUCCGCCACAAAAUUUCAGUCAAAGUUCCGCGUUUGCAGCUGCCCUGCAACGUGCCAAACAGAUUGCAGCUAAAAUAAAUCCUGCCGGUUCCCAAAGUAAUACGGAACCAAAGUUAAAACGUCCUCUUGAAGAUUGUCCAGGUGAGGCAAAUCAAUCUCUUCACACCUCAGAGCCAGAAGCAAAAAAAGUGGCGGCUUUAGUAGCAGAUCCCAUGAUUGGGCUACGGGGGGGCCCACCCACUGGUACUUCUAUCAGUGAAGCUGCGGCUCAGGCGGCCGUAGCUGCCAGAGUAGCUGUGCAGUCGACUUCACCUCCCGCAGUUAUGGCUGGAAUGGGAGGUAUCUGUAAUGAGGAUAUUAGAGUCCCAGACAAAAUGGUUGGACUAAUAAUUGGCAGAGGCGGAGAACAAAUAACUAGAUUGCAAAGUGAAACUGGGUGCAAGAUACAAAUGGCACCAGAGAGUGGCGGAUUGCCAGAACGUGUUUGUACUCUCACAGGGUCCAGGGAAGCCGUCAAUCGUGCUAAAGAGUUAGUCCUCUCCAUUGUUAAUCAAAGAAGCAGAACGGAGGGCAUUGGUGACAUGAAUAUUGGUAGCGGUAACAGCGCACUUGUUGGCCAUCCCAGGUUGGUUGAAAUAAUGAUACCUGGUCCUAAAGUUGGUUUGAUCAUUGGCAAAGGGGGAGAAACGAUUAAGCAACUACAAGAGAAGUCCGGGGCUAAGAUGGUCGUUAUUCAAGAAGGCCCUUCUCAAGAACAAGAAAAACCACUCAGAAUAACGGGAGAUCCACAAAAAGUUGAAUACGCUAAACAGCUAGUGUACGAGCUAAUAGCUGAGAAAGAGAUGCAAAUGUUCCAUAGAGGAUCACAAAGAGGAGGUUCUGAAAGAGGGGGAACAAAUUACAAUAAUACUGACAAUGGGUUCAGCCAUGGCUCUCAAAGUGGCGACGGUGUUGAGGUUCUUGUACCACGAGCUGCAGUUGGUGUUGUCAUUGGAAAAGGUGGUGACAUGAUAAAGAAAAUUCAAGCAGAGACAGGGGCCCGUGUACAAUUCCAACAAGGUAGAGAAGAUGGUCCAGGUGACCGAAAGUGUUUGCUUUCCGGUAAACAUCAAGCAGUGGAACAAGCACGACAACGCAUUCAAGAAUUAAUUGACAGUAGACGAGAUGACGGGCGGAAUCCCAUGGCUGGUGGAGGCAGAGGAGCAGGAGGACCACGUGGUAAUGGUUUUGGUAGUGGUCGUAAUUCUAACGAAUUUGGUGGCGGCGGGUGGGACAGACGCCAAGGUGGUCCGAUGCAAGAUAAAGUUGAAACAACAUUCACUGUUCCAUCGACUAAAUGUGGAAUCAUCAUUGGCAAAGGUGGAGAAACUAUCAAACAAAUCAAUCAACAAACUGGAGCACACUGUGAACUCGAUCGGCGGAAUCAGAGUAACGAAAAUGAAAAGAUUUUCAUAAUACGCGGAAAUCCUGAACAGGUCGAACAUGCGAAAAGAAUAUUCAGUGAAAAACUUGGAUUGAGUCCAGGCGGAGCCCCCUUUACAGGAGGGCAGGGAGCUAUUGGAUACAAUCCAAACUGGAAUUCUGGAUCAGGAUAUCAAUCUUGGCCAAACCAAGCUCAAUCCAGUGACACAGCUGGCCCUGGUGCAGCUCCUGGUGGAGUACAUGUUAACCCACAAACAGGACAACCAGAUUACAGUGCACAAUGGGCAGAAUAUUAUAGAUCACUCGGCAUGCACAGAGAAGCUGACAUGAUCGAACAACAGGCGAAACAAGGAAAACCUGAUCAGGCUCAACCACAGCCAGGAAAUACUCCGAGUCAAGCCAAUCCAACUCCAGCUGGAACUGCUGGAGCUGUUCCACAGCAGCAACAGCAACAGCCACAAACUGCAGCGCAGAAUGGAGGUCAAGCGGACUACAGUGCCCAGUGGGCAGAAUAUUACAGAAGUAUUGGGAAGAUUAAGGAAGCUGAAGCAAUAGAGGCACAAAUGAAAGCUGGCAAGCUGGGUUUGCAGGGAAAUCAAUUAGCGCAACCCCAAAUGCAACAAGCUUUACAGGGGCAAUCCGCCGGCCCGCCGACUGGAACACCGACCUCUUUUCCCCAAAGUUACGGAAGCUAUCCAGGAAUGGGACCAGGAUCUGCUCCGGCCGGAUAUUAUGCUGGCAGCACAGGUUCCGCCAGCCAACCGCAAUCGGGCCAGCAGGCUCCCCCCUUCCCAGCUGGGUAUCAGAAUUAUCCCUACUCCCAGCCGAGCUCUGAUAAUUAAUAAGCGACGGAUGGAAAAUGAAAUCAAUGAACAAUACCGCCAACGUGUGUACAUCGCUUGCAGGAACUGAUGAAAUUUGUGUUCAUCGUACAACUGCAAAGUGCAAAAAGUCGGAUCUACGACAUGCCGAUAGAACCAAGAAUACAUCUGUCUCCAGUUCAAUGUCAGGGAAGGUAUUAAAGUGAUGAUGGCUACUCCCAGGGAGUAGAUGAACAUAAUCACAAGUCAUAUUUGCCAAUAUGUGACUUCCAACCAAUGGUUUAAUUUUGUUAUUUUCUUUUUUCUUAUUUUAAAAAAAUAACUUGCAACUACUUUCUGGAUAUCAUUUAUGUAAGCUCCUACCAUACCUUAAUAGCAACAUCAUACAUAUUACGAAUCAUUAUGAGAUUGGCAUAAUUUGGUGCGUUCAUUUAGUUCGUACCCGUUUGUUUUUCCUCAUUUAUUAUAUUUAAGUAGAUGAUAAUAAUGAUUAAAAGCAGAUAUAAAAAGUAAGAGAAACGCAAACAAAUGCAGUUUUGCUUGUUUAAAGCCGCAUAAAAAUAGACAGGAAUAAAACAAGAAAAACAACGUGCAAACUCCUCGUUAUUACUCUAAUAAUGUUUAUGAUAGUAUGCAGAGUCAAUCUGAAGUUGUACAUCAUGUAUUUUCCCAAAAUACAUUAAAUAUAGUAAAUAGUAUAUAAGAAAUAUUAAUUAAAAGAAAAGAAUAAUAGGGCAUGAUGGACUAUAUUAUGAUCGAAUUAUACGUAAUUACUCCCUCUUCCUCGCAAGUCCAGCCAACUCAAGUAAACUCAAGUAAACUCAAGUUGUUCGCGAACAAGGUCUUAUCUCUUCUGUUUGUCGACUGGAUUAAAAACAAAGUGAAAAAACUAGCCAGUUAAUUUGGCUCAAACUUUCUACUGUUAUUUGCAUAAAUAUCUGAUGUUUAAAUUUUUUUUCGUUUACUUUAUCCGUAUUUGCGACGUUUACACUUUUUUACACGUGUAAAGUUCUGUGGUAAUUGGCGAGAGCUUGAUACCGGGAUAAUUACUGCAUAAUAUAGUCGAGUCAGCACCUAUUAUAGAAUAGUCAACUUUCCAAUAACAAAUAAAAAAACAAUUAUCUAUAGUA